Stegastes partitus (bicolor damselfish) is the source of this 1491-nucleotide messenger RNA. RefSeq names its product phytanoyl-CoA dioxygenase domain containing 1 (gene phyhd1). NCBI's taxonomy places the organism in Eukaryota, Metazoa, Chordata, Actinopteri, Pomacentridae. The coding region runs from base 194 to 1072 and encodes 292 amino acids. The record is from RefSeq and is a predicted model, not a curated record. The transcript has 12 exons.
UCCAGGCGGCAACACGUUGCAUUGAAAGAGUUAAAGUCCAAAAUCCUAUUACGGCCUCUUUAUGGUUACACUUUAAUUGAUUUAGACACAUGGUCACGUGGUCGGAAACCAGGAGGCUGCGCUGUUGCCCGGAUGAGACACUCAAAACACGUCGUGCUUGUCACAUGAAGUGGACCUCUGCCUGCAGACCAGCAUGGAUUUCAUGACAGAUCAGGAUGUGCAGAAGUACAGGGAGGACGGCUACGUGGUUCUGGACGGGCUGCUCACCUCUCAGGAGUGUGACGAACUGAGGCAGAGGAUGUCGGAGGUCGUGGACAGGAUGGACGUCCCCGAGCACUGCCGCACCACCUUCUCCACCUACCACGACGAGCAGCUCAAAACACAGGGAAACGCUGACUAUUUCAUCACAAGUGGAGAUAAGAUCCGCUUUUUCUUUGAGAAGGGAGUUUUUGAUGACAAAGGGGAGUUCAUCGUACCAAAACAGCGCUCAGUAAAUAAAGUCGGACAUGCACUUCAUGCGUACGAGCCUUUGUACAAAAAGGUUACACAUUCACCCAAAGUUCAGGGCAUCGCUAAGAAGCUGGGUCUUGCCACUCCAGUGAUUCUGCAGAGCAUGUACAUUUUCAAGCAACCAGGAAUUGGUGGAGAAGUGACACCACACCAAGAUGCCACAUUUCUGUUCACGGAGCCGCUGGGCAGAGUCAUGGGGCUGUGGAUCGCCCUGGAAGAUGCUACUGUUAACAACGGCUGCCUGUGGUUCAUCCCAGGGUCGCACAACAGUGGCAUUUCUCGUCGUAUGGUUCGCACCCCGAAGGGCACCUUUCCCCUGACGGACUUCAUCGGUAAAGAGCAGACGUAUGAUGAAAAGAAGUUUAUCGCCACGCCGGUUAAAAAAGGCGGUGUCGUCCUGAUCCACGGGGAGGUGGUGCAUCGAAGCGCUGAAAACAUCUCCGAAGACUCUCGCCACGUCUACACCUUCCACAUCAUGGAGGCCCAGGAGACCCGCUGGAGCCCCGACAACUGGUUGCAGCCCACUGAAGAGCUCCCGUUCCCACCUCUCUACACUAAAUGAAGAAUGUCUUUGACUGCUCAGGAUACUUUCCAAAAAGGGACCAACAUAGCAACUGAUACUGAGAUGAUCUGAGCACAACAGACUCUAACUUCAUGCUAACGUUACGCCAGUAAAGUGAGGAGAAGAUUUUUUUUUUGUGUGUGUUGUUUGCUGACAUAAUUAUGAGACCUGAUUACACUGUUGGCUUUUAACUAGUCAACUCUUGUGCUAGUAAAACCCACGUCUAUUUGUGAUCAAGUCCACUGAUUCCUAAAGAGACCUCUACAACAUUAUUUUAGACAUUUUUUUCCAACUUCAGCGUUUUUGCUUGCCCACCAUACAGGGCUGAGAACGGGGGGGGGGAGGGAUCUGUUUGUUUGUGCCAUCUGCCCAUUCAAAGCAACAGCAGGAUGAAGAGGUAGAGUGGGAGCAGGAGGUUG